CAUCAUGCCGCGGCGCGGGUAGUUGUCUAAAAUGUACGUCAUUAUUGUCCGAAGAAUAAGUGCAGGGAGACAAAUUUCAGACAUAUGAAGAAGAUCUGUUUCUGUAGACAUUAAUAUAAGAAAUCAUAUGAAAAGAACAGAGGCCUGUUUGCUCGACGUUGGGGAACAACUAAUGGGCACUAACACCAAAACUACUGAGCACAGCCCUCGUCGUAUAUCAGGCGUGUUGGCACUUGAGGACUUGAGACAAUCCAAUGUCACAAAGUUGCCAUCUUAUCAGUCCAACCUAUCAAGAACGUCCAACAGGAUGGCUGAACUGUGCACCAUAGCCCAGCCAGAUUCGAGGUUCCCUUCAUUCAAACACAUUGAGAUGGAAAAUAGUAAGCUCAAGAAAAUGCUUAAUGCCAUCCGCGAGGAGAACUCUUCUUUGAUUUUUGAGAACCGGCAGCUGGUGAGGGAACUGGAAGAACUGCAGUAUGAACCUGCCAAUUCCAAAAACAAGAUCUCUCUUUUGAGCUCCGUGGUUGGAUCAAAGACUUCGAGUAUGUCCAUCAUGAAAGACCAGAUACUGGAGCUUGAGGCAGAGAUAAAAACAUGCACAAAUGCACUUAGAGAGACAGAACAAAAGCUAGAAAAGAGUCAGAAGUCUGCUAUCAUCAGCAACAAACUUGUGGAAAAGCUGAAAGAGGAGCUAAAAGCUGUCAAAGAUGAGCUGGAAGUUCGAUCCGUUCAAGGAAAAAGAGCUGAGCAGCAAAGGAAUGAAGCUUUGUGCAAUGCCGAGAAGUUGACAGAGGCUUUCAAAGACUACAAAGCGGAUACUACAGAAAAGAUGAAGAAGCUCAAGGAAGGUGAGAGCAAGUUGAAGGAGAGUCUGAUUCAAUGUGACAAGGAGCUAGUGGAGUUUCGGAGCAGGUGCUUGGAGCUAGAGCGGGAGAGGACAGAGAUGGGCCAUCGAAUUCAGGAAUUGAAAGAGGUAUCCAACAAGGCACAAGCAAUCACUGCAGAGAAUGCAAAGCUGCAGUCACGUUUGGAACAGUCUUCCAUGCAGAUCUCCAGGCUGGAGUGGGAGUUGGCUGAGCGUACGGCAGAGGCUGCACGUGACACAGAGAUAUUGCGCAGGGAGAAUGCUGAACUCCGCUCCCAUGGCGACCUCCAACAGCAGCAACUAACCCAAUGCCAACAAGAGGUAGAAGAAAGUCGGGCUGAGUUGGCUAGCUUGGAAGCCAUUCUAGGCCAGCUCCAUAUCCGAGAGGAUGGUGAAGCUCUGUGUGCGAAGCCAUGCAUGUUCUCCAGUUCCGCAGAUUUACCAACACUGAAUAACAACUCCUCAAAGCCAGGGGAGGGCUACCAGCGGUUAUUGACCAUCCUGCAAAACCUAGAGCAGGAGAAGAAUCAGCAGCAAAGUCUGGUGGCAGGGCUGCAGGCCAAGCUGACCAAGGCCAAUGAUGAGGUCUCAACCCUGCAGGACAGCAUGACUCAACGUUCCACCCAUCUCCACCGUAUCCACACUGAGCUGCUGGAAAAAGCUUCAGAGGCAGGUCGACUAGAGGAGGAGUUGAAGAAGAAAGGCAACCAGCUGGCCGCCCUGGAGAAAAAGCUAGAGGAGAACACUUCUGUUUACACAAAGGCAACAGUGAGGAACCAUGAGCUGGAGCAGAACUUGCUGGAGAAGAGCAACUGUAUUGAGCAGUUUGAGUCCCUCCUGAAGAAGACACGAAGGGACUGUAAGCAUGCCUUUCACAAGGUCCAGCAGGCCGCCACUGAACAAUGCAAGAAACUUGAGAGCCAAAUAGAACUGCUGCAGCUCUCUUUGGACCAAAAGCAGGCCCAGAUUCUGGAGCUGGAGCGGCAGCUGGGUUUGGAAAAGCAGGAAAAAGAAGAUGCCCAUCAAAAUGCUGGCAUGCUGCAGGCCUCGCUUGCUCGGCUCACUAAGGAGAACAGGGUGCUGGCCCAACAGAAUGAGGAUGCCCUGAAGAAUUUUAAAGAGCAGGCAGCAGAAUCAUAUACCAAGGUGAAGAAUCUGGAAAAAUCUCUCGAGUCCUGUAAGGUCGAACUCAACACCUGUCUUCAGCAGAUGAAGGAGGCCAAGGAGCAGUUUGACAAAGAGCUGGAGAUGAAGUCAUCAGAGGUGAAUGCCCUGCAGGUGGCGCUUAGAAGUAACAUCCAGACCUCCAGGACGUCCAGUGACCAAAAUCGGCAAUUGCAGUACAGCCUCCAGCACCAUCAGGCUAUGCUGCUGGAGAGCAACAAUCGUAUGGCUGAGUUAGAGGAAACCCAGGCCCAACUGGAAAGACAGGUGGCCAAGCUGGAACAAGAACUGGAAAAAGAGCGGGCAGCCACAGCUCAGGAAUCAAAGAGGAUGGAACAGGUAGUGAUGGAGGCCAGGCAAGCAUUGCAGAGGAAAGAGCAACAGACAGUGGAGCUUUGCAACACUGUCACGCAGAUGACUACGGAUAUGAACAAGCGUGAGACUGAGAUCAGCACCCUGGAGCAGGAGCUGCUGCAGCUGCGAAGGGACAGUGGUAUCAAGGCCUCCCAGCUCAAUCAGAUGGAGGAGACACUACAGGAAACGCAGGGCCUGCUGGAGAAGAAGUCUGAGAUGGUGAUGGACCUGGAGGAAAAGCUGCACCGCAGUGAAAUGGACCGGCGCAACUCCCUGCAACGUGCGCAGCUUUUGGAGAGUCAGCUGCAGAAGGUGCGUGGUGAGUUGGCUGACACACUGGAUCACCUGCAGGAGCUACGCAAUGUACUACAGCACACCCAGCUCACCACAGAAGAACGUGAGGCCGCUAUGGAGAAACUUGCCACAGAGCUCAGGGAAAGUAGGAGGGAGCUGGAGGAACGGACCCAUGAAGUCCUCAAUUUGGAUACGGCACUGAAGGAGGGAGUGUCUGAGCUGCAGCAAAAGGCACUCCAGCUCAGUGAGCUGGAAGUCGCCAUCAGGGACUAUAAGCUUCAAAUGGAGAGGAUGAUUAUCCACCUGCAGGGGGCACUGGAGAAGUCAGAAAUAGAGGUCAAGGAGCGUGAAAAACAGGUGGAGUUCCUUAGUGGGCGGCUAGAGCUGGCAAGGGCACAGCUGCAGGAAAAGGAGAAUCUACAGAAGGACACCCUUGAAGAGAGCCAGCAGCUCCGACUGUGUCGUGUGCAGCUUCAGGAGGCACACCUUCGCUGCGAGAGCCUGACCAAGGAGUUACGCAUUACAGCCCAGCUGGCCCACAGUAAGGAGGCAGAAGCCAGGCAGCUACAACAGGAAGUGGCAGCUAUGGAGGCCCAUGCAGCAAAGGGGGAGGCCCAGCUGCAGGCCACCAUCGCCUCCCUACAGACGGAGCUGGAGUUGAUGCGAGAGAAACACAACACGGAGCUCUCGGCUAUGCAGGAGGAUCGCACCAACCUGCAGAAGGUUUCCGACCAAAUCUCCAUGACCCUGCGUACCUCUUUGCUGCAGCAGCUGCAAGACGUCACAACCCAGCUGAAAGAGGCCCAGAAUACUUGCACUAGCUUGCAUCAAGAGCUGCAGGCCCGAGAAAAGCUCCUCAGUGAUGCCAAGGAGUCCCUGCUCAUCAAGGAGUCAGAGGUCACACGCCUGCAGUCUAAGCUCUCCACCUAUGAAAGGGCAACAGAGCUCAGCAACACCUCUCUGCACCAUGGGCCCCUGCUGCAGAACGUGUCCCCUGACUCUUCGGUGUGCUGUUCAGAUGGAAGCUGCCUGGAUCUCCCUGAAAGCCUGAGGGUCACCCAGCAGGCUGUGCUGAGGCCCCUGGACAGGAGCUGGCAAAGCCUGAGCCGAGGCGCAAGCCCUGCCUCCUCUGAGGUUUCCUUCAACCCCUUCACCUACAUGGCUGAUGAGAGCUCCGCUACUGACCUGACACAAGCAGAACCCAACAUGGACACCCUCAUGGACUUGCAGGAGUUCCUCAGUAGGAGGCUGACUCCGCAGAACGAACCCUAUGCCCGUAUGGCCAGUUCUGGGUCUGACACCGCGUCCACAAGCGAGAAAGAGGUUGAUCCAAAAGAUGAGGUGACCAAACUUCUCCAGGAGACUAAUGAAAUCCAGACUUUAUGAAGGGAAAAAGUGUUUCAUUGCAACCAAAAGUAUGUCUUAGGGGUCUGAUUCUCAGGCCUGAUCUCUCACUUCAAUAAAGAUGCAUUAAAAAAGCAUCUGUUGAAUCACUGAUCCAUUGAGCUGUGGCAUUAUAUAAGCUGACUGUUGGCAGAAUCUCUCUGGGGUUGGUAGUGUUACCCGUCACAUCUCGACUGUUCCUUUAGACUCAUCCUGGACUGGUUCCCUCCUCAUGAAACCUGUGUGAACAGUGUACCUGUUACUGUUUCUUAUGCCCAUUGUGUGCCUGACUGACUGAGAGCAAUACCACAUGGACUAAUUUGUUCAAAUCUGCACUGCUGCUAGUUGUUUCAAUUUUUCUUUGAAAAAAAAGAUCCUGUACAUAGCUCCUUAUUAAAUAAAGUGGUAUCAUGUAGCACAAGGUACCGAAUACAUGUAAUUCAGUUUUGAUUUCAUUGUGUCCACUUAGCACAAACUGAAAGAUCAAAAAUGAAAAUGGCCCAAAUACCAUUA
Messenger RNA from Scleropages formosus (Asian bonytongue), 4573 nucleotides. It is a transcript of the gene ccdc18, whose product is annotated as coiled-coil domain containing 18. The coding region runs from base 128 to 4063 and encodes 1311 amino acids. NCBI's taxonomy places the organism in Eukaryota, Metazoa, Chordata, Actinopteri, Osteoglossiformes, Osteoglossidae. The transcript is spliced from 27 exons. The record is from RefSeq and is a predicted model, not a curated record.